ACCCGCACACUUGAAAAUGGUUUUCGUCGUAUUUCACUCUUAUCAAUUAUUAGUUUAAUAACAAAAAUUAGUGAAAAAUUUGCCAUGAGAAGACUUUUAAUUCACAAUUACCUGCUGCAGUUUGUGUUUGUGCUGAAUUUUCUAUGAAUGAACUCAUUGGAUAUGUUUUUCUCGAUGUCUGCUUACAAGCCGAAUACGUGCAGUUUUAAAAGUUAACAUUUUUAACUUUUGAGUUACUUUAGCAGAAAUGUCAAUUUUUUCAGUGACUGUCUUCUAGUUCUACAUUCCACUUUUUACUCGUAACGGUCAACUUAUCUAAUCACCUAAUUUUAAUCAAGAUGGACAUGCACUCUGAUAAAUUGCGCCAGCAGUUUGAAGGCCAGCUAUACAAGUAUACUAAUGUAAUGAAAGGAUGGCAGCAUCGUUGGUUUGUCUUGGAUCCUGAAAUGGGGACAUUGAGCUAUUUUCUGAGUGAUUCUGACCACAAGUCUAGGGUGAGAGGCUCUAUUCACUUGGCCGCAGCUGUAAUUUCUCCUAGUGAUGAAGAUUCAAAUACUUUUACGGUCAACUCAACCAGUGGAGAGCUUUUCAAGCUACGAGCUGGUGACGCUCGAGCUAGACAAGACUGGGUUAAUAGAUUGCGAGCUGUUGCUGAGAUGCAUACCAUAGCGAUUGCUCAGAGCAAUCCCCCUUUACCUCCUAGGGAGCAUCAUACACUAGGUACAUCAUCAGCAACUCCAAACCCAUUGGUUCAUUGCACAAUGGCACUUCUAGAUGCAUUCAGUAUGGUACGUGAUCAUCUUCAAAAGGCAGAGCAUUGCAACUCUCUUCUAGUUCGUGCUGUUGAAGACUUGCCAGUUUCAGGUCCAGGUAUGCAUAGUUCUGACGCAGACCUUCUAGUCUUGAAGGCUACAACAAGUGCCACAUUGCAGUGCUUGGGUCACUGCCUCUCUAUAUUGCAACAACAGCAAUUGGCCCCUCCUUCUACCCCUGCGCUACCACCAGUUCCUACAGUUCCUGGGUCAUCUCAGUCAUUAUCUAGCACUGGAAAACCACCUCUUACUAAAAAGAAUUCCCUUCCAUCUCAUACGCCCGCCUCACCCUCUCAUUUUGAAGGGAAAAAAAGUGCUAGUGAACGUCACCAUCAACCUCCAUCAGCUACCCAACUUGCAGCACGGCGUAGCGACCCAACCAAUAGAGUAGCGCCUGUCGAGUUUGCUAAAGUAGAUGGAAAUUACUCAAGCCCUUGUGAAAGAGAUGACACAAGACUAAAAGAAAAGGAACAAGAAGACCAAAUGAAGUUAAAAGGAAAGGUGCAAGAAAAUGAGCAUCAGGAAGAAGAUGAGCAAGUGACUGAUGAGGAGGAUGUGCGUGCUGGUGGUGGAGGAACUGGGAGGACAUUCCAAGCUGAAGAAAACAAGUCUGUCAUAUUACAUUUAUUGUCCCAAUUAAAGUUAGGUAUGGAUCUCACUAAAGUGGUUCUGCCAACAUUUAUAUUAGAGAGACGUUCUCUUCUUGAGAUGUUUGCUGACUGUCUGGGUCACCCAAACUUAUUUUUAAAGAUAAUGGAAAGUUCUACUCCAGAGAUGAGAAUGAUGGCUGUAGUUGAGUGGUACCUCACCUCAUUGCAUAUUGGAAGAGAUUGUUCAAUUGCCAAAAAACCCUACAAUCCAAUUAUUGGUGAAACAUUUCAUUGUUCUUGGAGAGUACAAGAACCAGAUAAUAAGGCAGAUUUUGUCCACUACACAGCAGAGCAGGUCUCACACCAUCCACCUGUAACUGCAUUCUAUGCAGAAUGUCCAAGUCGUAACAUGUGCUUAAAUGCUUCAAUUUGGACCAAAAGUAAUUUUUCUGGAAUGUCCGUUGGUGUUGCAAUGGUUGGAGAGGUGAAUCUUCUGUUGGGAGACAUAGGAGAACGUUAUGAUUUCACUUUACCAUCUGCUUAUGCUCGCUCAAUCAUAUCAGUGCCUUGGAUUGAAUUAGGAGGCAAAGUGGUAAUAAACUGUCCUACCACAGGGUACUCAGCCAACAUAAUCUUCCACACAAAGCCUUUCUAUGGUGGUAAAGUUCACCAAGUAACUGGGGAAGUAAAAAACGACGUUGGAAUAAGUACUUGCAAAAUUCAAGGAGAAUGGAACUCUUCAUUUGAAUUUAUUUAUCCUGGUGGGAACACAAAAGUCAUUGAUGUAACAAGAUUACCUGUUAUCCGCAAGAGGGUAAGACCUGUUUCUAAGCAGGGUAAUAUGGAGUCCCGUCGAUUGUGGUAUGAGGUUACCAAUGCACUUGCAGAAAAUGAUAUCUCAAGAGCAACAGACCACAAGAGGAGUCUGGAGGAACAGCAGCGAGCUGGAGAGAAACAUCGCGCUUCUACUGGAACAUCAUUCCCAACAAGGUACUUUCAUCGCACAGGGGACGAUUCAUGGAUGUACAACAAUAUGUUGGUUUCAGUUUAAUGUGGGGUCUUAUUGUAUCAAUUGUGAAAAAUAAAGUUUUUCUUGUUUUUGUUGUAA
Frankliniella occidentalis (western flower thrips) is the source of this 2510-nucleotide messenger RNA. Its product is annotated as oxysterol-binding protein-related protein 11. Gene Ontology annotation, cellular component: cytosol; membrane; intracellular membrane-bounded organelle. The record is from RefSeq and is a predicted model, not a curated record. Gene Ontology annotation, molecular function: sterol binding. The transcript has 12 exons. Bases 339 to 2453 code for a protein of 704 amino acids. NCBI's taxonomy places the organism in Eukaryota, Metazoa, Arthropoda, Insecta, Thysanoptera, Thripidae.